This is a messenger RNA of Annulohypoxylon truncatum, 2146 nucleotides long. RefSeq names its product Thioesterase/thiol ester dehydrase-isomerase. The record is from RefSeq and is a predicted model, not a curated record. Lineage: Eukaryota; Fungi; Ascomycota; Sordariomycetes; Xylariales; Hypoxylaceae. The transcript is spliced from 4 exons. Gene Ontology annotation, molecular function: fatty acyl-CoA hydrolase activity. Gene Ontology annotation, cellular component: peroxisomal matrix. The coding region runs from base 723 to 1814 and encodes 363 amino acids. Gene Ontology annotation, biological process: acyl-CoA metabolic process; fatty acid catabolic process.
AAGAUUAGAUGGUCUCUUAUAUUCGAUAUCUAAUUAUAGCUGUCUGGUUCUUCAUCAGAUACUCGUACGAGAAGAGGCUCAUGAGCCCCUGACAAUAGCUGAUCGGCCGGCAUUUGCGAACUUGGCAUAGCUUCGGCUGCGGCUGCGGUUCCACCUAUAGUACGUAGUACCUGAGUGCCUGCUAAAAUUGCCUUACACUUUACCUGUCUGGGACCGAGCCUCGGUAAAAAUUCAAAACAUCGAUUGUUCAUCCGGAACAUUGGAUCAAUCGAACCAAUUAAACCCGGUCGCGUUUCAAUACCGACGGCAACGGACUUCUUGGGCUUUUUGGGCUCUUCGACGCAAUGAGCUGAUGAGCUGAACUUUUUACCGGAGAAGCAGAUAAGACUGAGAAUAAGACUGAGACUAUGCCGUAGAAGUCUAGGAUCGAUUAACUUGGUGGAAGAGGGUUCUUUGAUCUUAUUUUCUUACCCACAUCGGACGAUCCGCGCGAAAACUACUGUACCUAAGCUGUUCGCGUUGGAUAUCACAGGCUUGUUCUCUUGUGCUACCAACUUCAGAGUCCGCCCGCGCCAGGGAUUCGAAUUGGCGAAUCCCGUUACGGGGAGCUAGGAUAUUCGGAGGAUACAUAGUAGGGAGAAAGAGACAAAGAGAAGACAGGAAACCAACAGCGAGAGAAACGGAACCGAAUUUCAACGAUCACAGGAGAGAACACAAACAGGAUGGGCGAACAUAGACCUACGUUGGUCAGACCGCCCCCGGUCGACCUAUCCAAGGCGCCAAUCGAGAACGCGCUCGAGCUGACGGACUUGAGUAUCAUCGGACCUGGCAUUUUCACUAAUACGCGCGAGCUCUGGCACCCGCCGGGCGCGAGGGGGAUCUACGGAGGCGCUGUCAUCGCGCAGACGCUGGCGGCGGCCCAGCGCACAGUCCCGGCGGACUUCGUGGUGCACUCGUACCACUGCUUCUUCGUGCUCGCGGGCGACUCGAGCAUCCCGAUCGUGUACUACGUGGAGCGGGUGCGCGAGGGCCGCUCCUUCUGCACGCGCACGGUGCAGGCGCGGCAGCGCGGCAGCGCCAUCUUCACCGUGACGUGCAGCUUCGUGCGCGAGCGCAGCGGCGGCCCCGCCACCGUCGAGCACUCGACCCCCAUGCCGCCCGCGGCGCUGGCUAACCCGCCGCCGGACGACUACAAGGACCCGGACUUCCUUGCGGCGAGUCCUUCGGAUGGUGGUGGGGGUGCGAGGAAGGAGGACGACCCGUUCCAGAGCUUUCGGCCGCCGCCCACGGAUAAGGAGAAGAGGGAGUGCGAUAAGCGGGUCUGGCAGUGGGUCCGGGCGCGAGGGAAAAUCAGCGAGGAGGGCGGGCACCAGGCGCAUCUCAGCGCGCUCGCGUAUAUCUCGGAUUCCUUCUUCAUCGGCACGAUCCCGCGCAUCCACAAGCUGUGGCGGUACGGGUCGACGACCGAUCCGGCGGAUCUCGACAAGCUGAGCCCCGAGAAGCGCGAUCGCCUGGAGAAGCUGAAUGCCUGGGAGGGCGGGUACGGGCCCCUGGAGGAGUACAGGGGCCGCCCGAAGCUGGGGAUGAUGGUUUCGCUGGACCACUCGAUUUACUUCCAUAACCCGAAGAGUGUGCGGGCGGACGAGUGGAUGUUUACCGAGAUGGAGAGCCCGUGGGCGGGGGAUGGGAGGGGCUUGGUUAUGCAGCGGGUUUGGAGUCGCGAGGGGGUGUUGCUUGCUACGGCUUUUCAGGAGGGCGUUGUACGACUAAAGGAUGAGAGCAAGGAGGAGAAGGUGGAGAAAGCGAAGCUAUAAUAAGCAUGGCUGAGAUUGGUCCUCUUAUUGUGCGGGAUACGUGUGAGUAGGCUAUCUAAUUGAGACUUGGCGAUGGAAUAAGUGUGUGUGUUACUACGAGGGAUAGAAUCUUGGCUGUGUUUCCUUUAUGUAGGUACCUAGGUAGAUAGGUACUUUUUGAUAUUCGGACGUUUAGGAGCGGCGAAGAGAACGCACGCGAGUGGGAUCUGAAAAAAGAAACUCGGUUUAGAUUGUAUUUUACUGGAAGCCUAGAUACCUGGGUAGGUACCUUAUAGAUGGAGAGUAAUAAUAUCACAAGUUUGUCAUACGCGACAUACCUAGGGAAUAGGGAG